UGUAAAGGUAACUGCACUGAGUUUUCUUUGGGGACAUCCGGGUAAAGGGGAUCAAAUAGCAACAACAUAUUUCAGAUUAUGUUUUAAUUUUUUUUAACUUUUGCUUCACAGCCUUCAGCUACUUUUUGUUAUGUCACAUAAAUUCCCAUUAAUGAAGUGUUGCUGUGUUUGUUUGUGUUGGAACAUGGACAUGCCGACCUGUCCUGAUUAUGUUGGUUCCAGUGCUACGUUGAUGGACCGUAUGGGACGCCUACCCGUCAGAUCUUUGCCUCUGAACAUGCUGUGCUGAUCGGAGCUGGAAUAGGAAUCACACCAUUUGCUUCCAUCCUGCAGAGCAUCAUGUACCGGUACCGCAUGAGGAAGCACAACUGUCCCAACUGCAACUACUCCUGGUGUGAAAACAUCAAAGACAACGACAUGGAGCUGCGUAAAGUCGACUUCAUCUGGAUCAACAGAGACCAGCGUUCCUUCGAAUGGUUCGUUAGUUUGCUCACCAAACUGGAGAUGGACCAGGCUGAUGGCGAGCCAGAGGGGCGCUUCCUGGAGAUGCACAUGUACAUGACAUCAGCUCUUGGCAAGAACGACAUGAAGGCCAUCGGCCUGCAGAUGGCGCUCGACCUUCUGGCCAAGAAAGAGGAGAAAGACUCCAUCACAGGCCUGAAGACCAGAACUCAGCCAGGCCGACCCGAAUGGGGGAAGGUGUUCCAGAAACUGUCCGAGGAAAACAAAGGUAAAGUGCACGUGUUCUACUGCGGCGCUCCGGCUCUGGCUAAAGUCAUCAAAGCUCAGUGUGAAACGUUCGGCUUCAACUUCUACAAGGAAAACUUCUGAAGACGUCUGCUGCAGCUCUGUUUGUUCUCACAUCUUCAUGAAGACCAAACCCGACAGAAAAUCUACUCAAGGAGCCUCCAGGAAACGAAGGGAGCAAAAUGGUUCCCAUGAUGUAGGACUCUAGUUUAGACUUACAGUCAAGUAAUGUUAGGAAUUCAAUGUUGGUUGGAAGUAAAGGAG
Messenger RNA from Cyprinodon variegatus (sheepshead minnow), 1011 nucleotides. Its product is annotated as NADPH oxidase 5-like. Gene Ontology annotation, cellular component: NADPH oxidase complex; plasma membrane. Gene Ontology annotation, biological process: superoxide anion generation; defense response. Bases 340 to 831 code for a protein of 163 amino acids. The transcript is spliced from 5 exons. Gene Ontology annotation, molecular function: superoxide-generating NAD(P)H oxidase activity. The record is from RefSeq and is a predicted model, not a curated record. Lineage: Eukaryota; Metazoa; Chordata; Actinopteri; Cyprinodontiformes; Cyprinodontidae.